AUGGUGCAGGCGUGGUGGACGGCGGCGCUCGACGGCGUGGGGAGGAGGAACACCGGUCGGUCAGGUUUAGGAGCUGGGAGGAAGAAGAAGAAAAAGAUGAAGGGUGGGUUUUCUUUGGGUGAGCUGAUUGAGAGAGAGGGGGCUGAUGGAAAUAAGAGGAGAGAGGGUGAUUGGAGAGAGAGGAUGAGCUGUCAAAUUGUGAGAGGGGGAGAGAAAAGGAAACAAGAAGAUGAAGAGGAUGAUGAGGAGGAUGACGAGAUGGAGGAAACUAUUGAAGGUUGUUCUAAUCAAGGUGAUGAUGAUGGUGGUGGUGGUGGUGGUGAUGAUGAUAAUGAUUAG
This is a messenger RNA of Asparagus officinalis (garden asparagus), 339 nucleotides long. RefSeq names its product histone chaperone RTT106. The record is from RefSeq and is a predicted model, not a curated record. Lineage: Eukaryota; Viridiplantae; Streptophyta; Magnoliopsida; Asparagales; Asparagaceae. The transcript is spliced from 2 exons. Bases 1 to 339 code for a protein of 112 amino acids.